AUGGAUGAUGAGGGCCAGCUAGCUAUUUACAAACGGAGUUUGAUCCGAGAAAUUGAAAAUAAAGAGUACUUUCUUCAGCAGACGACAGAGCUGUUAGCAGAAUUGAGGGAAAGGGAGCCAGACAGUGGUUCAAAUGAAGAACCAAAGCUCUGGGAAGAGUUCUUGAAACGCCCCAUGUUCUUCCCAGAUAGGUCAGACCCAGUGGGUGUGAGUCUCGCGUUCUGCGAGAACAGAAACCGUUUGAAUUUAAAUCGGCAGUUCUUGGAGUCCAAUGAGUCCCAGUCGCUCACGAUGCUGCAACAGGUGCUUGAGAUACAAGAGUCUCUUAACCAGGGACUGGCCACCUUAUUGGAGCUCUUGAGUGCGAGGUUAACAGGCGAGAUGCGUCAUCAGAGGGCCUCGAACGAUGAAAAUGAUGCUCGACCAGAGAUUACCGACUCGAUCGAAACUCAAAAUAACAAGCUGUGGGACAUCCUUAAUCUUCUCGUGGGGAGAUUUGUUGCCGUAGACCUGUGUCCACCAGAUGCAGAUCCGCAGGCGAUCGCCAGUGAAAUGCGUGCCACACUAACGCACAUGAUAAAGAAAAGUGGAGUGGUUUAUAUGAAGAACUUCCAAGGACCGUCGUCCGGACUAUAUCGACUUUUACUUAAGGCUAAAUUGGUAAGUACAUCGGAAGACGGAGCCACUGUCAAACUCCAGGAUUUUUCGGAAGAGUUUUGA
This is a messenger RNA of Lachancea dasiensis, 720 nucleotides long. Lineage: Eukaryota; Fungi; Ascomycota; Saccharomycetes; Saccharomycetales; Saccharomycetaceae. The record is from the annotation of a GenBank genome assembly.